Molecule: messenger RNA, 507 nt
Organism: Colletotrichum abscissum
Lineage: Eukaryota; Fungi; Ascomycota; Sordariomycetes; Glomerellales; Glomerellaceae
Exons: 2
Coding region: 1-507 (168 amino acids)
Source: RefSeq, a predicted model, not a curated record
AUGGCAACAUCAUUUUGGCUUCUGAGUAAUACCUAUCGCCCGAGCCAGGAAUGGUUCCCUGCCUUCCCCUUCCGCCUGCUCCCCGAGAGGCUGGCUGGGGGUUGCAGGAGGUGGUUGAAGGUGGUGGCGGCGGGAUGGGACAACCACAGAGGUGCCGAGUCCCUUCGCGUUCUAGGCCCUGCCAUGCUCUCCUCUGGGCGCCGCCCCCGCUUCACCGAGCAAACCCCCUCGUCAUCAUCUACAUGUCAUGGUGCAGCCGCUGCGACGCCUGAAAACCAGGCGAAAAGAAGGACAGAUGAUGAAGACGCGUUUCGUGUGGAUGUAGCUGUACCAAGCCCUGACUUGAUGAAGAAGAAGAAGAAGAAGAAGAAGAAGGGGGGCGAUACGGGGCGGGGGACGAACGGGAUGCUGCACCUUGACCUUCGGCUGGGCGGGACUGGGGUCGUCUCGAAGAUGGGGUCGCACGGCGUCGCGCGGCGUCGCGAGAUGGAGGCUCGGUCUAGGUGA